Paramecium pentaurelia is the source of this 2502-nucleotide messenger RNA. The record is from the annotation of a GenBank genome assembly. Lineage: Eukaryota; Ciliophora; Oligohymenophorea; Peniculida; Parameciidae.
UUAUGAAUUGCUUAACACAUAGUGUUCUUUUCAAGUCAUUAUGGACUCGUCCAAUUUAUAGAGCAGGCAAUUUAUACACUUGGGGAGUUCAUAGUUUAGGUUGUGGAAUCAAUUAGGAUUCAUAAAGAGAUUAAUUGAGACCAAGAAGAAUAGAUGCAUUUAAUGGUAAUGUGGCUAAAGUAUAUCCAAGUGAAUACUUUACCGCAGUCAUUACAGGUAUUCAUUUAAUAUUAAAUAAAAAGAUAAUGGUGAUUUAUAUACAUUUGGUCACAAUUAAUAUGGACAAUUAGGCUUAGGCAACACAGAAGAACAUUAAACACCUUAAUUGGUUAAAUUCUUUAGAGAUAAAGGUUUAAAAGUUACUGAUGUGGCUUUGGGAUCAAAUCAUGCAAUUGCUUUAGCUUGUAAUAUCAAUAAUUUUUAAUAUUUAAGCUGAUGGAAAUGUUUAUACUUGGGGAAAUGCAAAUACCUCAUUUUUAGAUUAAUUAUAAGGUAAAGUUAGUGGAUUAGGAGAUAACUAUUAGAAUAAUGUUGUAACUCCUUAAGCAGUUUAAAAAUUAGCUGGAACUCCAAAAGGUAAAUUUGUUAGUGCUGGUAUCAAUCAUUCAAUUGUUGUAAAUGAAAACAAUUAAGUCUAUGUAUGGGGUGCAGGAAAGAGAGGAGAAUUAGGUAAUGGAUGCAGUCUCAAUUUCAAAUAUCCAGAACUUAAUCCUAUAUUUGAAUAAUUGAGUAAAUCUGGUUACACAAUCUAGAAGAUUAAAUCUUGCUUUGCUGGAACAUUAGCAUUAUUAAGUAUAAUCUAUAAUAUUAUGUUUUCAGAUGAAGGAAUAGUUGUUGGAUGGGGUAGAAGUUAUUAUGGUUCAUUAGGAGUCAGAUAAUAAGAAUAUGUAGUAACAGAUUUAGUAAUAUUAUCAAUAUAUACAAUAGGAAAAUUAUGCUCCAACUCCAGUUAAUUUGAAAUACUUCUAACCUAAUGAAAAAGUGAUUGAUUUUGAUCUAGGAUAUAAUCUUUCCUUGUUUUUGACAGAUUAAAAUAGAAUCUAUUUAUCAGGCUAUGAUGAGAGUUAUGUUCCAAGACCCAUUGAUUUACCUAAAGAUGAAAAGAUACUCAAGUUCUCUGCCUCAAAUAACNGUAUAAAUAAUUAAUUAGAUAUUGAAAUAAAUAUUUUAUGAAUUGCUUAACACAUAGUGUUCUUUUCAAGUCAUUAUGGACUCGUCCAAUUUAUAGAGCAGGCAAUUUAUACACUUGGGGAGUUCAUAGUUUAGGUUGUGGAAUCAAUUAGGAUUCAUAAAGAGAUUAAUUGAGACCAAGAAGAAUAGAUGCAUUUAAUGGUAAUGUGGCUAAAGUAUAUCCAAGUGAAUACUUUACUGCAGUCAUUACAGGUAUACAUUUAAUAUUAAAUAAUAAGAUAAUGGUGAUUUAUAUACAUUUGGUCACAAUUAAUAUGGAUAAUUAGGCUUAGGCAACACAGAAGAACAUUAAACACCUUAAUUGGUUAAAUUCUUUAGAGAUAAAGGUUUAAAAGUUACUGAUGUGGCUUUGGGAUCAAAUCAUGCAAUUGCUUUAGCUUGUAAUAUCAAUAAUUUUUAAUAUUUAAGCUGAUGGAAAUGUUUAUACUUGGGGAAAUGCAAAUACCUCAUUUUUAGAUUAAUUAUAAGGUAAAGUUAGUGGAUUAGGAGAUAACUAUUAGAAUAAUGUUGUAACUCCUUAAGCAGUUUAAAAAUUAGCUGGAACUCCAAAAGGUAAAUUUGUUAGUGCUGGUAUCAAUCAUUCAAUUGUUGUAAAUGAAAACAAUUAAGUCUAUGUAUGGGGUGCAGGAAAGAGAGGAGAAUUAGGUAAUGGAUGCAGUCUCAAUUUCAAAUAUCCAGAACUUAAUCCUAUAUUUGAAUAAUUGAGUAAAUCUGGUUACACAAUCUAGAAGAUUAAAUCUUGUUUUGCUGGAACAUUAGCAUUAUUAAGUAUAAUCUAUAAUAUUAUGUUUUCAGAUGAAGGAAUAGUUGUUGGAUGGGGUAGAAGUUAUUAUGGUUCAUUAGGAGUCAGAUAAUAAGAAUAUGUAGUAACAGAUUUAGUAAUAUUAUCAAUAUAUACAAUAGGAAAAUUAUGCACCAACUCCAGUUAAUUUGAAAUACUUCUAACCUAAUGAAAAAGUGAUUGAUUUUGAUCUUGGAUAUAAUCUUUCCUUGUUUUUGACAGAUUAAAAUAGAAUCUAUUUAUCAGGCUAUGAUGAGAGUUAUGUUCCAAGACCCAUUGAUUUACCUAAAGAUGAAAAGAUACUAAAGUUCUCUGCCUCAAAUAACUGUUAUGCAAUAUUAACAGGUAUCAUUUUAAAUAUUAUAUUUAAGACAAGAACUUUUAUACAUCAAAUGAGUAUGUGAUACCAUAAUAGAAAAGAAAUUUAGGAUUCUUAUUCAAAAGUCAACCAAAAGAAUUAUUUAAUAAUGGAAAUAUUGAAUAGUUUGGAGGUGGAUAUAGAGUCAGAUAUGCUAUAGUAAAUAAUUGAA